Molecule: messenger RNA, 2239 nt
Organism: Gossypium raimondii (Peruvian cotton)
Lineage: Eukaryota; Viridiplantae; Streptophyta; Magnoliopsida; Malvales; Malvaceae
Product: protein DETOXIFICATION 44, chloroplastic
Biological process (GO): transmembrane transport
Cellular component (GO): membrane
Molecular function (GO): antiporter activity; xenobiotic transmembrane transporter activity
Source: RefSeq, a predicted model, not a curated record
AGGGUGUUGCCGUUAAAAUUUCAGUUGAUAUUUUGAGUACUAGAUUGUUUACCUCCACCACACAAACAAAAACUGAAACAUAACAUAUGGCCAACGGUUCCAGUUCCAGUUCCAGACAGUUUCACUACGAUUGAAACUCCAGCUCUCAUCGGAGUAGAAGAGGCAAGCAGCAGCUCAAUAGCCCCAUGGCUGCCACUGCCACUACCUCUCACUUUCUCUCUAAAUUCGAUGUUGCUAAACACCCUUUUCACAGUUCUCACAAGCUCUCUAGAAACCGCAGUUCCUCACUUUGUAUCCGACCCAACUCCUCUAAACAUAGCAACUCCAGCACUUCGCUCGAAACCUCACCCCAACAACAGCAGCAGCCUAGGAAACCCCAAUCCCCUAUCCCUCCCAAACCUGUAAAUGUCCCCGAAUCUAACCCCUCUGUUUCGCUUUUUGACAGGUUAAGAGAUGGGUUUAAGAUAGAUGAGCUUGGUUUAGAGAUUUUAUCUAUUGCACUGCCUGCUGCAUUGGCUUUGGCUGCUGAUCCCAUUGCUUCACUUGUUGAUACAGCCUUUGUUGGCCAUUUGGGGUCGGUUGAAUUGGCGGCAGUUGGGGUAUCUGUAUCGAUAUUCAAUCUGGUGUCGAAAUUGUUUAAUGUUCCUUUACUUAAUAUCACAACAUCCUUCGUUGCUGAAGAGCAAGCAUUGACUAGUAAAAGCAAGGAUGAUGGUGAAUUUGAGCAUCAAGGCAAGAAAGUUCUUCCCUCAGUGUCCACUUCCUUGGCACUUGCUGCUGGACUUGGCAUUGCAGAAGCGGUUGUACUCUCAGUUGGCUCGGGUUUCUUAAUGAAUAUCAUGGGUAUACCUAUGGAUUCGUCGAUGCGUGGACCAGCGGAGCAGUUUCUGACAUGGAGAGCCUUUGGUGCCCCACCAGUCGUAAUUGCACUUGCUGCUCAAGGCACUUUUCGUGGAUUUAAGGAUACAAAGACACCUUUGUAUGCCAUUGGUGCAGGCACCUUACUAAAUGCAAUAUUGGAUGUAAUCUUGAUAUUUCCCUUUGGUUUUGGCGUUGGUGGUGCUGCAGUUGCUACUGUGAUUUCUGAAUAUCUGAUUGCUAUUAUACUUCUGUGGGAGUUGAAUGGAAAAGUUGAACUGAUCUCUCCUAAAAUUGACUGGAGUAAAGUUUCCCUCUACUUCAAAUCUGGUGGACUACUUAUUGGUAGGACAAUAGCCACUCUUGGAACUCUCACACUUGCAACAUCACUGGCAGCUAGGCAGGGCCCUAUUCCUAUGGCUGGUCAUCAGAUUUGUGUACAAAUUUGGUUGGCUGUAUCUUUGUUAACUGAUGCUUUAGCACUCUCUGGUCAGGCUCUUCUUGCAACUAAUUACUCCCAAGCGAAUUACCAACAAGCUCGCAAAGUGAUUUACAGUGUUCUAAAGAUUGGUUUAGCAACAGGGUUUCCUUUGGCUGUCUUUUUAUUCAUUGGAUUUGAAGCACUUUCUGGCUUAUUUACCACGGAUGCAGAAGUUCUCCAAAUUGCCUGGUCGGGUACAUUGUUUGUUGCUGGGUCGCAACCAGUGAAUGCCGUAGCUUUUGUUCUUGAUGGACUCUAUUAUGGGGUUUCAGACUAUGAAUAUGCUGCAGUGUCUAUGGUGGUAGUUGGAUUGAUCUCAAGUGCAUUCCUACUUGUAGCUGCUCCUUUAUUCAGUGUUGGUGGAGUGUGGACUGGCUUAUUUCUCUUCAUGACCUUACGUGUGGUUGCUGGAUUUUGGAGGUUGGGCACAAAAAGUGGACCGUGGAAAAUGAUUUACUGUGAUAUGGAGAAAGGAAAGGGAUAAGAAGAAUGCAGCUAAGUGGGCAAUGGCCAAAGCUUUCAGGAUGGUGCACUGCACAGCAUUCAAAGACCUAUAUAUUAAACUUCUAAUUGAAGCUAACUGGAUUCAGAAUCAAUACAAGAUUUAGGCGCUUCUCUGCUAUACUUUAAGAUGACAUCACCAGAACUAUUCAAUUCUGGUCAGAAUUUGGAUUUUGACACCAAUAAUCAGCAAUGUGAAUCUGUUUUUCUUCCGUUCACUGCCAGUGCCAGGUUAAUGUAUAUAUUUUAACAUUCAGUCAUAUAUUUUCUUUACCCUGUAAAAUAAGAGACGACUCCUAGAACUUUUUCUUUAUAGAAUAUAUUGUCACAUCUAGACUUGUCAAUUGGGUGGAUCGGGUUAAUUUGAAUAGCAUUUCAAUUCAUUUUGAAUUUGAACCA